Molecule: messenger RNA, 2692 nt
Organism: Notothenia coriiceps (black rockcod)
Lineage: Eukaryota; Metazoa; Chordata; Actinopteri; Perciformes; Nototheniidae
Product: collagen alpha-1(XXI) chain-like
Exons: 6
Coding region: 10-699 (229 amino acids)
Biological process (GO): extracellular matrix organization
Molecular function (GO): extracellular matrix structural constituent conferring tensile strength
Source: RefSeq, a predicted model, not a curated record
GUGGGACCCAUGGGAAGGAAAGGAGAGACAGGAUUCACGGGUGACUUAGGCCAUAGGGGAACUGAAGGGAAGAAAGGGGACAUGGGCCACAUGGGCCACAUGGGUUCUCUUGGUCCCAGGGGAUUUACUGGACAGGACGGGUUGCCGGGCCAACCAGGCCAACCAGGAUAUCCAGGGAAACCUGGCAAGCCUCCCUCAGAUGAACAUCUUCUGAAGCUCUGCACUGAUGUUCUGCGUAAUCAUCUUCCAUCACUGCUCCAGAGCCUGGUCCCCCAAGCCAAGUGUGAACCCUGCCAGAGUGUUAAGGGGACCCCGGGCGAGCCUGGAGCACAAGGACCCAAAGGCUCAAUGGGAACUCAAGGCUACCCUGGCAGAGGUGGAAAUCCCGGGUACCCAGGGCCUCCUGGAAUGCACGGUCCUUUAGGCCUUAAAGGUGACCUGGGACCAAGAGGGCUUAAAGGCGGCAAAGGUGAAGGUUACAUUGGACCUCCAGGACCACCUGGACAGCAAGGAAUUCAGGGUCCACGUGGCUUUGAUGGAAUCGGCCAUCCAGGAAAUGAGGGAAUUCCUGGAAAACCAGGGCCUCCAGGAGUUCUUGGUAAACGGGGCAAUCCAGGACUUCCAGGGGUUUGUGAUGUUUCCAUGUGUUAUCAAAACUACAACCUCAGGGAACAUUACAGCAAAGGACCCAACAUCUGAUGACUAAGAAGCAGGGGAGAGGAUGCUAUUGAACACAGGGUGUUUCGAGAAUUUACUGUAUCACUGUUUUACAGAGAUGUGUAUGACUGUUGACUACUUUAUGACAAAGUGUGCGUGUGGAGAUCAGCUGCACUGGAGGCAGAAAUAACCUCAUUAGUUGAGUUAAAGUGAAAUAGGCAGGGCAUCAAUUCUUGAUUAUGAAAUUCAUGAUCAAAGACAGUCAGCACGCUAGCAACCGACAGUUUCUUACUGUGAUACCAGACUUACAUGGCUAAUUUAUUCUUGCCAAGUUUGAAAAGCAGCUUACGAAAGUGGGGUUUCAUUCUAAGUAAGUCAGGUAAGCACCAAGAUUUUUAUAACUAAGUUGUGUUGUUUUUGUGUCAAUAGCAGGACAACUAGGAUUUGAAAUAACUUUAUGAAUAGCUACCUCCUCUUUUACUCUAUGUUUAAGUCAAUGUUACUGAAGGUUUUGUUAAUACUUUGGAUUAAUCCCUCUUCCCAUUUCAUUUCAGUGCAAACAACACACAGACACAUUUCCUAAACAAAAUAUAUAAAUGAUAAAAUAAUGAUGAAAGUGUAUUUUAAAAAGGAUGAAAGGACCUUUUGCCCUCCUGUGUGAGCUAAUGGGGCAAAUCAUAUGAUGCAUUCUACUCAGAACCCAUGCAGUAGAAUUUCAGUAUGUGAAGUGUUCCUUAAUUAAUUAAUAAUUAUCAAUUUAUUCCAGAAUAUGAGUCAUAUUAAAACUGCAUAUAACUGUAUACUAUGACAGAAGUAGAUAACACUCAUGCUGUGCUUGAAGGCUGUGGAUCCAAUUGGCUUCAUCAAAAGAGGUCCAUAUCAACCAGUGAGAUAUUAUUCCCUCCUUCAGUGCAGAUCUGACCAAGAGAAAUUAUUAUCUUCAAAUUAUGUAAAAAGUACAGUACACUCCCUAAAAAUCCAUUUGGAAAAGUCACAAUGAAAGAACAGGACACACAAUUUUCACAUGAUUACCUUGCAAAAAGUAAUCAUGCAACCUUAAAGUUAAUAAAUAUAUGAGAAAUGACAGCAUUCUGGUUGAAAAAGCAUAUUCUAUGAUCUAUUAUUUAUGGAGCACCAGGAGUUAUGUAAUCCAUCACUGUGAGACAUUGUAAGAAACAUGUUACUGUAUAUCUUGUCCAAUCAUAUUUGUUUUGUUAUUAAGCCAAUAUUAUAGACUUGUAUUUGCAUUGCUCCCGUGUGUGUUUUACAUUGAAUGAUCAAACAGUGAUCUUAAAAGCAAUUUAUUCUAGGCUUACAGUUUUUUUUAUUUUUGUUUUUAUCUUCAAUUAUUUUUGUUUUUAUCUUCAACUUGGUCAGUACUUUAUGCUAACAUCCCAGAAUGCAAUGCAUCGCAUUUUUUUUGUUGCAAUAAUUAUGGUUGUACAACUAUUAACAUGUAAUGAUGAGGAUAAACUAUGAUGAUUUGUAAAUGUCGUAAAUGUCAAUUCGCUGCUUUAUAUUGACUAAACCAUUGGGUAUUUGGGGAGAAGUGACUGAGUGAACAAACAUUUCUGACACAGCGCAUAUGUCACCAAAUAGCACCCCAUAAUUAAGACUCAUCUGUGGCCUGUACUUGUUGCUGUAGCUCUGUGCAGUGUCCUGAAAUAUGAUUGGCUGCCUGGAAGGUUGUAUAGAUCCAAUCUUGCUUGAAAAAAAAAAAGAUUUCCUAGUUGUAUUUUGUUCAUUCAACUGCUUUUCCUACUUGUUUUUCUGUAUGAUAGGACCAACUAUGACUAUUAUCUGCAUAUGUUUACUUUAGUAAAAUUAUACAGUUGGCCCACAAUGUGACCAAACUGAUUUAUUUUUUGAAAUUGUUAUCAAUGCUUAAAGACUCAACUCAUUCAGAGUAUUUUACAUUUCUCUGUUUUCAACGAGUCAAAUGAAAACUACAGCCACAAUGAUAUGGUCCUCUUAAGCAAAUUUACAAAAGGGAUUCAUUGAAGCUGUGUGUUGGCAGAAAUGCCACAUAAGUAAG